Molecule: messenger RNA, 1207 nt
Organism: Dermacentor andersoni
Lineage: Eukaryota; Metazoa; Arthropoda; Arachnida; Ixodida; Ixodidae
Source: RefSeq, a predicted model, not a curated record
UGUUAUGGCGGCACCGUGCUGGCUGUUUCGGAAUGCGCGCUAUGGUUUCGGACGUAUUAAAAGCACUCCUCCGCAGUUCAGGAUUACAGCGUCUGUUUUGAGGGCCAGCACAUCACCACCAAAGGAUUCUCCGAACAGUAUCGUCAAACCAUUAGCCAAAACAGGACUGUAUGUGUUUUCGAAGUUCAAGUUUUUUCUUGAAGGCUAUGACAAAAUCUUGCGGAAAUUCCCCGUCGCGUACCGGCUGCACCAAGUGUUCGUUGUCGGUACGAAGGACUUGUACCAGGAUGUUCGAACCUACAUGAAGAUAUCUCAGGACUUAAGGAGUGGGAAGUCUGUGAGAGAACUUUCCAGGAGAGAGCUCGAACUCUAUUACCGGGUACCCCGUGACAUACUCAAGAUGGCACCUAUAUUGACAAUAAUAUCGCUGCCUGGAACUAACUUCAUCAUGUUCCCUCUUAUCUACCUUUUUCCAGGACACCUGCUCACCUGGCAGUUCUGGAGCCUAGAACAGCGUAUUGACUUCGCAGUUGCACAACAGAAAAAAAAGGUGCACAAUUACCGCUAUGUCUUUCGUCACCUGCAAACCAAUGUUCCCAAGGGAGAGGAAGGGAAACCACUUCUCAGCGUAUUUCACAAGCUAGGAAGUGGCACCCAUCCAACAGUGGCUGAAAUCCUUGAUAUCAAGCAGUACUUUUCUUCGAAGCCUCUGUCCUUGUCAAGCCUGGGCAGAAACCACUUGGCCCUUGUUGCAGGUUGCACUUUGCAGGAUUCACGGAAAAAGUGCAUUUUUCCUUGGCCGGAAGCGCCGUCUCUGGAAACAUGGUGGGUUUGUCCGGGAGAUGGAUCUGGCUAUGGCACGAGAAGGGCUUGGUCAAAUGGAUCUGUCGGAGUUGCGAUGGGCAUGCUUCCUUCGAGGUUUCAACCCAAUGGGCUUGAGCAAACGAGACAUGGUGCAGUAUCUGCAAGACUGGAUAAACAUCUCAUCAAACAUAGAAGGUGACUGCAUCUCCUUGCUGCUACAUUGCCCCAUAUUGUUGGCUUACAAUGCACCAAGCAAUUGGAUUUUGAUCCACUAAUGGUGCAGCCACUGUUAAAGGGCUGCUAUGGUUUAGCCUAGUCAGAACAAAGGUAUAUCAAAAUAAAAAUGUUUUUUUUUUUUUCCUCUAGAGAUUAUUUAUGUACUAAUAAAUGAAUGCGUCUAUAA